UCCUAGCAGGAUGGCGUCCUCUCAUCUGAUCCUCUUUUGCCUCGCUGCACUGGUAUUUAUGUCUGAGGCUGGCCCUGCGGGCACUGGAGAAUCCAAGUGUCCUCUGAUGGUCAAAGUCCUGGAUGCUGUCCGAGGCAGCCCUGCUGUGGAUGUGGCCGUGAAAGUGUUCAAAAAGACUGCUGAGGGAACCUGGGAACCAUUUGCCUCUGGGAAGACCGCUGAAUCUGGAGAGCUGCACGGACUCACCACAGAUGAGAAGUUUGUAGAAGGGGUGUACAGAGUAGAGCUGGACACCAAAUCCUACUGGAAGGCCCUCGGCAUUUCCCCGUUCCACGAAUACGCAGAGGUGGUUUUCACAGCCAACGACUCUGGCCAUCGCCGCUACACCAUCGCGGCCCUGCUCAGCCCAUACUCCUACAGCACCACUGCCGUCGUCAGCAACCCCCAGGCGUGAGGCACCCUGCCCAGGAGGACCAGGAUCAUGCCAAAGCAGUAGCAGCCCAUUUGCAGGGAAACAGUGUUCUUGCUCCAUAAACUGUGUUAGCAAUUCGGAAAGACGUCGUGAAACAUUCCUAUUAAACCACUUGUCAUUUCA
Peromyscus eremicus (cactus mouse) is the source of this 595-nucleotide messenger RNA. It is a transcript of the gene Ttr, whose product is annotated as transthyretin. The transcript has 4 exons. The record is from RefSeq and is a predicted model, not a curated record. Gene Ontology annotation, biological process: purine nucleobase metabolic process. Gene Ontology annotation, molecular function: thyroid hormone binding. Bases 11 to 454 code for a protein of 147 amino acids. Lineage: Eukaryota; Metazoa; Chordata; Mammalia; Rodentia; Cricetidae.